AUGGCUUCUACGAAUAAAGACACGAUCACCCUGACAGCUCACUGCCUUUGCAAAGCAAAUGUCUAUACGACAGACAUUCUCAAAUCAGAACUACCUCUAUCAGCACACACAUGCCAUUGCACCUCCUGCCGCCACCUGACAGGCGCGCUCUAUACCAGCGAGACGCGUUGGCCUGAGCCACGAUCGAACGUCGACGUUUCCAAGCUCAAGAUCUACAAAUUCUCCUCCAGGAUCAAUCUCUUGUUUUGCCCAACUUGCUCUACGCCUGUUUUCUGGGCCACAUCCUCGGAUGAGAAUCGCCUACUUGGCGUCUUUACUGGCGUCUUGACCAACCAUGAUGAUCUUGUCAAGUUCAGCAACCACGAUUUCGUCGGUGACACCCUUGAUGGUGGCGCAAGCGUCUGGCUACGACAUCCGAAUGCAGACGGCACUGAAGUAAAACGCUUCAAACUGGAUAGUGACACGAAAGAUGCCGAAGAACUCCCUGAAGAUUGGCCCUCUCCAGCUGAAUUGACGGGAUACGAAGCGAAGAAGGAGGACGCCGUUCCGAUCCGCUGCAGGUGCAAAGGUGUCGACCUUGUUCUUCACCGAGGCGAUUACUCGGGCGUAAAGAAGGAGGAGCUGCCCUUCAACAUCGAUCCCAAAACGCACAAGCUCCUAGCUGACUUCUGUGGCUGUGACUCCUGUCGUCUCCAGUCCGGAAUUGAUACCUUUUAUUGGACGUUCUCAGAGAUGAAGCACAUAUCCUUCGGGAGCCACAACGGGCUUUUCCCCACAAACAAGACUGAGCUAAAGAAGCUAGUCGAUGCGCAAGGCCCCUCUGUCGGCACCCUCACCUACUACGCUUCUUCCCCCCAUGUUGAUCGCUUCUUUUGUAGUACCUGCUCCGCUUGUAUCUUUUUUACCUCCGACAACCGACCUGAACUUCUGGAUAUCGCUGUGGGUGUACUUGACGCAUCAGAUGGAGCUCGUGCUGAAGGACUACUUUCCUGGACCUAUGGCGCGGAACUCAGCUACAGAGAGGAUGGCGAUGGUGGGUGGCGAGAGGGGCUGUUCACUAGGGUGGAGACAGAUGCCGAGGACUACCGGAAGGCUCGGGGUUAUCCAAAGAAUUGGAAGAGAAUCUCGGAUGAAGACGCUGCUUUGAAUGAUACUGAAAAGUGA
Messenger RNA from Cucurbitaria berberidis CBS 394.84, 1164 nucleotides. RefSeq lists its product as uncharacterized. The coding region runs from base 1 to 1164 and encodes 387 amino acids. The record is from RefSeq and is a predicted model, not a curated record. The transcript has a single exon. Gene Ontology annotation, molecular function: carbon-sulfur lyase activity. NCBI's taxonomy places the organism in Eukaryota, Fungi, Ascomycota, Dothideomycetes, Pleosporales, Cucurbitariaceae.